UGGCAGUGUUCAGAGCCAGGUUGGACGGGGCUUUGAGCAGCCUGGUCUAAUGGAAGGUGUCCCUGCCCAUGGCAGGGGAGUUGGAACUGGGUGAUCUUUAAGGUCCCUUCCAACCCAAACCAUUCUAUGAUCCUGCCCUGGAAGGGGUGAGGAGGGCAGGCCGAGGAGGGAGCAGCUCCCAGCCAUAUUUACCACACCCUUGCAAGGGGGCAGAUAACAUCCCCUAUCUGGCUAUGAGUUGGCGACAGCAAUCCCCAAGGAAAACUUGGGUUAUGGUGAGCAAUUGGUUAAGAGGGCUGCCCUGUGCUUGCCAGGAUAUAAGGACAUAGUAAUAAAAACGACUGGAUUUUCGGGUGCCGGGGAUGUGCCCGGGAGAGGUGCACCACCUGCUUUUUGGGUGCUUUCCCCUGUAUCAGGACAGAAACUGCUGCUCCCAGCUCUUUGGCAGCGGUGCUGCUGGUAAAUGAUUGCCAAGGCGGGGCCGGAGGUUGGUGCUGGGUUUGAACCCAGGCAGGUGCCUGGGACUGGUGUGCCGGCAGCCAUCCUGCUCCCACACCUGGCAGCGUUCGGCAGCCCCUGGAACUUCCAGGCUAGACCAUCCAUCCUGCAAUGACCCAGUGCACCUGAGGCCCGGCAGCUGUGGGGAUGGAGCUGAAGGUCUGGGUGGAUGGGAUCCAAAGGGUUGUCUGUGGUGUUUCGGAGCAAACCACCUGCCAAGAAGUGGUUAUCGCCUUGGCGCGGGCCAUAGGUCAGACGGGCCGCUAUGUGCUGGUGCAGAAGCUGCGGGAGAAGGAGCGGCAGCUGCUGCCACUGGAGUGCCCCUUGGAGUCGCUGGCCAAGUGCGGGCAGUAUGCCAAUGACGUGCAGUUUGUGCUGCGCCGGACAGGCCCCAGCGUGGCCGAGCGGCCCUCCUCAGAGGGUGCUCCCCAAGCCCCCGAGAGGACGUUCAUCCGGGCCAGCUUGCCCAUCAAGCCCAGGCCUGCCAGCACGGAUGCACCCCGUUCCCGGGAGCCAAAAAAAUCCAUGACCUUCAACUUGGGUCCUGCAGGUGACCCAUUUGCCAUGAGCCGCUGGAGGCACCAAGCACGGGAAGGGAUGGACUUGGAGGGCGGUGGGGUCCUCCAGCCCUCCAAGGAGGAGCUGUUUAGGAGGGUGCUGCGGCAGCAGGAGCAGCUGCAUUCCUUGGAGGCCCAUGGGGACACCCUGGAGAUGGACCUACGGCUCUGGGAGCGUGGCCGGUUCGCGGGUCAGGAGGAUGAGAUCCUCUACCUAGAGCACCUGGUGCGGAGGAAUGAGACAGAGCUGGGUGAGGAGGAGUUUUGGCAGACUGAGCUCCGGCUGGAAAAGGAGUGCGAGCGGGAGCGGCAGGAGCGCGUUAGGAGCCUCCGGGCCAGCCUGGAGGAGUACACCCAGAGGAUCUAUGAGCUGAGCGCCCGGACCGAAGCCCUGCAGGAGGAGAUCCAGUGGGAGAUGGCAGAAAGAGCCAAGAGGGGGAAGGAGAUCCCUGUGCCCAGCCCCACAGACCUGGAGGACAUGGCUGCCAAGAUGAAAAGGGACCUAGAGGCCAAGGUCAAGCAAGGGACCCAGCUGGAGAGCAACCUGGCCAGUGUGGAGAAGGCCCUGGAGGAAGCUGAAAGGAACCUGCAGUUGUAUCAACCAGGCAGAGCAUCUGGAGGUAGAAGGGCCUGGCCAGAGGAGGAUCAACUGCCUUGCAAGUGUAACUGUAUAAAUAAACCAUAUUUUAUAUAUAUAUUUUAUUUUUUUUUUACUGCUUUAUAUUGUGAAUGGAUGUGGACGGCCAGAGUAUUUUUACAGACUGUAAAAUAAAACCAGAGACCAACGACACAAAGGAACCCUCCUCCCUGUGGAUGGAAGCAACCUCCUUCUAUGUCUAUUUUUUAAGAGCUUUCUAUAUUCAACAGAAAACAGCGGUGCUCCCUUUCCACGCAGCCUCCUCAAAAGAUCCAUCGUCCAUUUGGAAAAGCCCUUGCUCUUUGGACUAGGGGAGCGAAGCUGCAGUGGAGACCUGCCUGGAUGGAGCAAGUUAACAGAUUUUACAGCACCUCUCCCGCAGCAAGUGGGGCCAUGUCAACCUCUUCAUGGGCUACAGGGGAUGCACAAGAGCAGCUCUAAGACAAAUUUUUGUUCCCCUCUUUUAUAAGAACUCUCUAGUAGAAACCCUUUAUCAUGGUGCCAUGGACCAGGCUUCAGGGGAGCGGGGAGCACACAGCAGGGGCUUGUUUCUCUUAAAUCCCCUUAAUUUUUCAACUUGUUUCUAAAAUAGAGUCCUCGAACAAGCCCUUCCCCAGUGGCAGUGCUGGUGGGGAGCAGGAUCAAAGCGCACUUGGUCACAUUUCACUGAUUUAUAUCUUGGUUUUCCAUUUGAUGGCCAGUAGUUACUCUCGGGUGUUGUUCAUCUAUCCUAGUGGGUCGCCUUGUAUUUUAAUUGCAAAACCAAAGUGGUCUGGGGAGGGGAUGGGUUCGUUGAGGAGGUUUUCAACACAUUGUAUGCAAAACUGUGACUCGGGCACCCCACUUUCCCCUACGAAUGUAACCCGGUGUGCCGCGGUUUCCAUCUUCAAUAAAUCUUUGGGAAAG
Messenger RNA from Neopsephotus bourkii (Bourke's parrot), 2598 nucleotides. RefSeq names its product Ras association domain family member 7 (gene RASSF7). Lineage: Eukaryota; Metazoa; Chordata; Aves; Psittaciformes; Psittacidae. Bases 646 to 1827 code for a protein of 393 amino acids. The transcript has 4 exons. The record is from RefSeq and is a predicted model, not a curated record. Gene Ontology annotation, biological process: signal transduction.